AUGGCCUCUUCCCCUCUUAAGACGAGUGGAGGAGGAGGAGGAGGAGGGAGGAAGGGUGCAGAUGAUUCUCCAGCUAGCGGUCAGUGUGGAGGGGGCUCCACUUCCUCCUCCUCCGUUCCUAGCGCUCCGUUGUACCGGACGCAUGGCAUGCACAUACACACUGAAGACAUGGAGAGCCUCUCAGAACGCACCGCCGCCUGCUCCAUACGGGAACCCGGAGGGGGAACACAGUCACCGCAACCAGUGGAGGAGGAAGUCGACAUAGAGGGAGUCAAACUCAGGUAAAAAUAUGUGGAGGGGGGCGUGGUAAUUAUGUGCUAAUUGGUAAUUGAUUAGUGAAAGUGCAGUAUGUUGCAGGUGAUUUAUUUGCUUAAGAGGGUUUUAAUAUGCUUAAGAGGGUGAGAUUUUUGAAGAGUUGCUCAGUGAAGUACUAAAACAGUGUGAGUGAGCUAUGCAGGGCAUUUCAACAAGUGUGUCGGUAGAAUGAGAGGAAGUGGGAGUUGCAGCAUUUCUGCACCUUCUAUCAGAGUCCCUGGUCCCUGCUUUAAAUCUUGGGGCAUGAAUAUAUUCCUUAUUUUAUGGGAACGUGCCUUUUAAAAUGCGUAUUAUUGAUCUUGAGGAUGGAAUCUCUCAUAUAAGAAAUGUUUGGGAGAACAAGAAUCUAUGGGUAGUCUGUUGAGAUUUGAAUAUCUAACAUUUCUCAUGCAGUGUUAGUCGGCCCACACAAAAUGAACAGAUGGUAUUUGGAUAAUGUGAAAUGAAGUGCUCUCAAUCUGACUCUCAUAGACCUCCAGAUGAUCCAAUGAGUGUCCUCGAAAUGUUGUAAAUUAUAGGAUGAAUAGUGCUUUGUCAUUGACGUCAAGGCAUCUCAUCUCUCAUCUUUAUUUUUUAUCUCUUUCUUUCUCUCAUUCUCUCUUUCUCUACUCAGGUUGGUGAGCAACGGGGAAAGAAAGGGCUCAACACCAUUGAAAGUAGAAUCCAUCUGCAACAGUCUCAACAUUGUCAAGAACAUUGGUGAGAAAAAUGUAGCCAGUAGAACUGUCCAUUCCAUGCAAGGUGGAGGUAACAUAUGUAUUCCACCCACAGUUCAGCCUCCAGAGCUGCUGCUGCUCUAACAUAAUGAUCUUCUCUGUUCCACCACCUACAGUGCCUUGCAAAUGUAUUCACCCCCCUUGGCGUUUUUCCGAUUUUGUUUUUCCGAUUUUUAUUUGGAUUUCAUGUAAUGGACAUACACAAAAUAGUCCAAAUUGGUGAAGUGAAAUGAAAAAAAUAACUUGUUUCAAAAAAUCAUAACAAAUUAAUAACGGAAAAGUGGUGCGUGCAUGUGUAUUCACCCCCUUUGCUAUGAAGCGCCUAAAUAAGAUCUGGUGCAACCAAUUACCUCCAGAAGUCACAUAAUUAGUUAAAUAAAGUCCACCUGUGUGCAAUCUAAGUGUCACAUGAUCUCAGUUUAUAUACACCUGUUCUGAAAGGCCCCAGAGUCUACCACACCACUAAGCAAGGGGCACCACCAAGCAAGCGGCACCAUAAAGACCAAGGAGCUCUCCAAACAGGUCAGGGACAAAGUUGUGGAGAAGUACAGAUCAGGGUUGGGUUAUAAAAAAUAUCAGAAACUUUGAACAUCCCACGGAGCACCAUUAAAUCUAUUAUAAAAAAAUGGAAAGAAUAUGGCACCACAACAAACCUGCCAAGAGAGGGCCGCCCACCAAAACUCACAGACCAGGCAAGAAGGGCAUUAAUCAGAGAGGCAACAAAGAGACCAAAGAUAACCCUGAAGGAGCUGCAAAGCUCCACAGCAGAGAUUGGAGUAUCUGUCCAUAGGACCACUUUAAGCCGUACACUUCACAUAGCUGGGCUUUACAGAAGAGUGGCCAGAAAAAAGCCAUUGCUUGAAGAAAAAAAUAAGCAAACACGUUUGGUGUUCGCCAAAAGGCAUGUGGGAGACUCCCCAAACAUAUGGAAGAAGGUACUCUGGUCAGAUAAGACUAAAAUUGAGCAUUUUGACCAUCAAGGAAAACGCUAUGUCUGGCGCAAACCCAACACCUCUCAUCACCCCGAGAACACCAUCCCCACAGUGAAGCAUGGUGGUGGCAGCAUCAUGCUGUGGGGAUGUUUUUCAUCGGCAGGGACUGGGAAACUGGUCAGAAUUGAAGGAAUGCUGGAUGGCGCUAAAUACAGGGAAAUUCUUGAGGAAACCUGUUUCAGUCUUCCAGAGAUUUGAGACUGGGACGGACGUUCACCUUCCAGCAGGACAAUGACCCUAAGCAUACUGCUAAAGCAACACUCAAGUGGUUUAAGGGGAAUAAUUAUGCACGCUCAAGUUUUCUGUUUAUUUGUCUUAUUUCUUGUUUGUUACACAAAAACAAAUAUUUUGCAUCUUCGAAGUGGUAGGGAUGUUGUGUAAAUCAAAUGAUACAAACCCCCCCAAAAAAUCAAUUUUUUAAUUCCAGGUUGUAAGGCAACAAAAUAGGAAAAAUGCCAAGGGGGGUGAAUACUUUUGCAAGCCACUGUACACAUGCGCAGGUAGUGGUACACACAAACACACGCAUGCACACACACACACACACACACACACUGCUGUUAACAACAACAUAUCCUAUGAUAUUGCCUUAAAAAGAACAAGAUUUCCCUUAAGUUGAAUCCAUCUAUCACUUACAACUUCACCGUGCAUCCGUCAAGGUUGAAGGCUGAGUUUAGUGUGUUCAGGGCUUUGUUUUCUGUACUUACCGUAAUGGGUAUAGAUGAGUUAAGAUAGUGGUGUUCAGAGCAGGGUCACACCUGUUCUGUGGAUGUAAAUAAAUGGAUGUCCUUUGAAUGGAUGCAUGAAUGGAAUAACUCUGGAGAAAGUGCUUCUUGUCAACAUGUUGGUUCAAGCAUGCCUCUCUCUUUCUCCUCUCUCAAUCUCACCCUCUCUCUCCCUCUCUUAUAUAAGUGUCAAUACCAGACGCCCACCUACAGUAGGUGAGCAUUUUAAUCUGACUGAGGGGGCUUAUGCAACUGUUUCCUGCUGUUCAACAUCACCUUAACCUCUAUGUAGCGUGAGAAGACAGAACAUAAACAUGCAUGCCAACAAUGCAUGCAUGCAUGCACACACACACACACACACACACACACACACACACACACACACAGUGCCAAUGUUCUCCUCCGCAACUAACCACCCUGCUUAUCAAUGUGCAAGUGUCCAGCCCUCUUUCACCUGAAACUGGCUGAGGGAGAAGUAAAGAGAAAGAAAGGAGAGGACUUAAAGAGAAAUGUGAAGUCAGUCAGCCACUGGCGGCCUGCCAACACGCAAAGGAGAUGAGAUCCAUUAUUUCAAAGGAGAUGAGAUCCAUUCUUUCAAAGGAGAUGAGAUCCAUUCUUUCGAAAGAGCUGGGAUCCAUUCUUUCAAAGAACGUGAGAUCCAUUCUUUCAAAGGAGAUGAGAUCUAUUCUUUCAAAGGAGAUGAGAUCUAUUCUUUCAAAGGAGAUGAGAUCCAUUCUUUCGAAGGAAAUUAGAUAAAUUAUUUCAAAAGAGAUGAGAUAAAUUAUUUCAAAGGAGAUUAGAUACAUUCUUUCAAAGGAAAUUAGAUAAAUUAUUUCAAAGGAGAUGAGAUCCAUUCUUUCCAAAUUGACUGUACACAAUAACUCAUGUAGUUACAACUCCACGAUGUCACACAAAUAUGAAGGGAACGUUUUAGUUCUGGGUCACAGGGGUCAGUGUAAAGACACCAAAGUGUGGUUGUGAGUUAUAAGUUUGAUUCGCCCAUGGGCCACAUAUUCUGUAUGAUGUGGCUUCGGACUAAAGUUCUGCUAAAUAACCCUAAUAAUAUAUGAUUGUUAUCAAACCAAACAUGCCUGUGUCCUCAGACUCAUGUUGUCUUGCUUCUGUCCUUUGUUCUUUCUGUUUUGUCCCUUUUUGUCCCUCCAGCCUUCCUCUACCAGGAGUACCGGGACACAUCCAAGCAGCAGGAGAUCGAGCAGCGACGGCAGCAGGAUGGGUUGACCUUGGGGGUCAGCGCGGGGUUAGGGGUGACAUCCCCACCGGCCCUGCAGCUGCAGCUGAGGAACAACUCUCGCUCUCUGAGUCUGUGGCAGAACCUGGAGGUCGUGCAGCAGAGUGGCCUGCUCACCCAGCUAUCGCAGAGAGAGGUCAUCAUACAAGAGGUGAGAGGUCAAAGGUCAUACAGUAGAAGGAAGGGCAGAGAGAGAGAGAGGUCAAAGGUUAUACUGGAGGGUGAAAAGUCAGAGAGGUCUUACUGGAUGGUGAAUGGGAAGUGAGAGCCUUACAUGACCUGUGUCCUCUCUCUCUUCUCUAGGCCAUGUUUGAGCUGGUGACCUCAGAGGCAUCCUACUACAAGAGUCUGGAGGUGCUGGAGACCCACUUCCUGAAGAACCCUGUGCUGGUCAACACACUCAGCCAAUCAGACAUGCACUUCCUGUUCUCCAACAUCAAGGAGGUGAUGAAGGCCAGCGAGAGGUAAGAGAAGCGUGUGUGUGUGACUAAUCAGCCCCUCAUUCUCUCUGCAACGUGUGAUUACUGACCCCACUAAACUGCUGUUAAGCUUUCUGAAAGUAAAAGGUUAACAAGUCCUUAUUAAUCUUUCAUUUCUUAUCAUACUGUAAUAGUUGUAUAGUGACCUUUAUUCACCUGUCCCCUGCUAGUGAUGUCAUACUAUACAUCCUUCCUUAGGUUCCUGAUGGACCUGGAGAACCGUAUCGAACAGUCCCUCCAGAUCUCAGAGGUGUGUGACAUCGUCCACCACCACGCCGUCAAGCACUUUCACGUCUUUAUCACCUAUGUCAUCAACCAGGUGUACCAGGAGAAGAACUACCGACGCAUUCUGUGGGUACCCCUCCAACUAAUGUCUAUAGUAGUAGGAUAUGUGGUUUAACAUCUCUGUUGGUACCCCUCCAACUAAUGUCUACAGUAGUAGGAUAUGUGGUGUAACCUCUCUGUGCAGUAGGACAAUAUGGAUGGUGUUGUGGUUGGUAUGGUAUGACUUUCUGCACAAUGGAAAGUAAUGUGGUGGUUUGAACAUGCCUGUGUUUUGUGUUGGCUGUCUUUGGGGUGGUUUGAACAUGCCUGUGUUUUGUGUUGGCUGUCUUUGGGGUGGUUUGAACAUGCCUGUGUUUUGUCCAGCCAGGGAAACCAGUCAUUCCGCGAGGCCAUGGCUCAGCUGGAGAACCAGCCGCGUGUCCGAGGCCUCUCCUUCACCUCCUUCCUCAUCCUCCCCUUCCAGAGGAUCACAAGACUCAAAAUGUUGGUCCAGGUAAGUGGAGCAAGAGAGUGGGCUGAAACAAGAUGGGGAAGCAUGGCGUUGCUGAAAAGCGAAUAAUGGUUGUGAUAAUGCUUUACUGUGUGCUAACAUAUUGCAGUAUCAGUAUUCAGUAUUUUUUUUUUUUGUGUUGAGCUUUUGAUGCUGUGUUUGCUUGCAGAACAUUCUGAAGAAGGCAGAGGAGAAUUCUGAGAGGGAGGCCAAUGCCAUCAAGGCUCACCAGCAGCUGGAGCAGGUACGGUAGGGAGGGGUGCUGACUUUUCUUGGGUCCAUUACUGACGCAGGUACAGUAACAGUACCAAACCAGUUUACAGUACUAAACUAGUUUACAGUAUCAAACCAGUUUACAGUACUAAACCAGUUUACAGUACCAAACCAGUUUACAGUACUAAACCAGUUUAUAGUACUAAACCAGUUUACAGUAUCAAACCAGUUUACAGUAUUAAACCAGUUUACAGUACCAAACCAGUUUACAGUACCAAACCAGUUUACAGUACUAAACUAGUUUACAGUAUCAAACCAGUUUACAGUACUAAACCAGUUUACAGUACCAAACCAGUUUACAGUACUAAACCAGUUUAUAGUACUAAACCAGUUUACAGUAUCAAACCAGUUUACAGUAUUAAACCAGUUUACAGUACUAAACCAGUUUACAGUACUAAACCAGUUUACAGUACCAAACCAGUUUACAGUACUAAACCAGUCUGGGCGAGAUGACAGGGUGCUGGAUUUGGUUCAGUACUGGCCUGGGGCGUGUUAGAGGAAGUAGUGCGGGUGGUGAUUAUGGCAUGUCAUGGUGUUGAGUGUUGCAUCAAAAACAAUCAUCGCCAUCAUCAUGUUGGGAAGACUUAGUGUUGCCACAACUCUCUGUGUAUUGAAUUAUGAUUGUCAUGAUGAGGUUAAUUGUCGUCGCCACAAACAAAGGAAUGUAGUUUUAAUUGGAGCAUCAAGUAUAGCCUCUACAUAAACAUUUAGUUUGCUCUCUGAAACAGGUUUAGCAGCCAUUCCUUUGGACUCACAAUUUGCAUAUAUUCUUUGCCUCCCAGUAAUGUUUGUUAAAGAGAUUCUCCGGUACUUUUAUAUAAUUUUUUGCCAGUAGUUCUGAAAGUGGAGCUCAUGAGCCACUCGACUUCGUCUCGGGCCUAACAACACCCGUGCCAAUAUAUCCUCCAAACACCGGCUUCUUUGGCAUUAUUGCUUGAUUAUACCAUGGCAUUGUUGAAUACUCCUUUCUGAUUGGCUUGAAGGUCAUUCUAGAGUGUGCAUUAUUUCCCUAUAACGCAUGGUAUAUUUGCACGGUAUAAUUCAAUGGCUAUAGUUCAUUUUUACAUGUUUUGUUUGAGCUGCUUUUGAAUAGCAAGCUAAGACUGAUGGUUUGGUUAGCUAAACUAGCAAGUCUGUUUGUUUGGUUACCACGGCAACUACUGUAGCUAUCUAGUAAACUUGCUAGCUACUUCAGUGGAUGUUGAACACAUUUUUUGUGGCAAAUGAACACAUUUCUACUGGCAAAUGUGCUAAAUUAUAGCCAUGGUAUAAAAGGGAUAAUCAAUGAGGCGUUAUGCGUUCUCUGGAAAAGAAUGCAGAUCUGUGGAAUGUCAGUUCCACUCCGCUAGCGCAUCGUGGAACACACCUUUUACGUCGUUGAUUAUCCCUUACAUAAACUACACAUUGACACAUCCAGCCCAAAGCGGGAGGUUUAAAAAAUACUUACUAGUCGCCAAAGUUCCGGAGCAUGUCUUUAACUGCCUAUAUACAAUUCCAAGGGAGUGUUGGGAUGUGUUCCUUAUAUAAUGGUUUGUUUGUGCGCAUGUCAGAUUGUGAAGGAGUGCAACGAGGGUGUGAGGAAGAUGAGUCGUACAGAGGAACUCAUCAGCAUUGAGAAAACACUGGAGUUCAAGUCUAAGGUACCUGCAGCCGCCAGUCAUGUGACAGCAUGUCUAUAUUCUGUAUAGUCAAACAGUGACACUGCCAGACUGGCACAAACAGACUUGAUCAAAGGUUAUCUAUCUCAGUUAGGUUCAUUGCCUGUUUGAAUCCUUUAAGGAGAUCGAUAGACUGAAAUGUUGGCAUUUCAACAACAACAACAAAUCUGAUGUAAAUAAAGACAUCUCCAUGAUCUAUAAUAACCCUGAGUUGAACUCUGACCUUGUGACCUGUGACCCUCUCCCUCCAGUCGGUGCCGGUGAUCUCCCACUCCCGCUGGCUGCUGAAGAAGGGUGAGGUGCAGCAGAUGGCCGGGCCCAAGAGCACUAGGACCAUGCGGAGCAAGAAGCUCCACCACCCUGUCUACCUGUUCCUCUUCAACAACCUGCUGCUCAUCACCAAGCGCAGCUCCAGGUCAGCACAUGACAUCAUCACACAGAGACAGCUAGUGGUCAUUGGGGGUCGCAGUGUACACCCACUUUCAGUUUGGGACUUUCUAUUGCUUCCCCUCACAACACAUUAUUUUGUAUACAGGCAGUUUUGAAGUCUACUACCUGCCAAACUGCCCUUUGCUCACAGGAGGCUUUGUGAAUGUGUGUGUCUGUGUGUGCGUGUCUCCGUCAGUAGUGAGAAGUUCCAGGUGCUGGACUCGUGCACGCGGGCCAUGCUGAGGACUGAGGACCUGGAAGACCAUGGUCAGAUGCUGGCCAACGUGUUCAACCUGAAACUCCUGGAGAACCAGGAGGAGAGGCCUGUCAACUACAUGCUCAAGACCUCCAGCAUGUGAGUGACUACAACUAACAGUAUUAUAUAUGAGCCUCAAGCCCCCUCGGCACCUAGAGUACUCUGUACACUACUUCUCUGUAUGUCAUUGAUCCGUUAUAAACAAUCUCCCAUGUGUGCUUGUGUGCUGCUGCCAGGAGUGAUAAGCUGCGCUGGAUCUGUGCUCUCACGCCAAACCGCCGCACGCGAUUCAUGUCUACCAUCGCCCACCGACCAGGUGAGACGUACACAAAGAUGACACACACCGACUCAAAGAUGACAUCCACUACUCACAGCUGAACUCUUAGGUACCAAAUAACAGGUGGUAUAUACAGUAUGUUAUUAAUGUGCCACUGUGUGUGUGUGUGUGUGUGUGUGUGUUUGCGUGCGUGUGUGUGUGUGGUCAGCCUUUCCCCAGGUCCAGUGUAUUCAGUCAUACUCGUCUCAGGAGCCAGAUGAGCUGUCUAUUGAGAUGGCUGACGUGCUGAACAUCCUGGAGACGACAGAUGAUGGUGAGACCAGACAACAUAUCUCCUGGGAGAUCUUAUUACUAGCUCUACUGUAGAUUUACCAGGCUGCCUGUUAUUUAAUAUCUCUCCCUUUACUCCCUCUCUUUCUUUAUCUACACUCCUCUUCCACUCUUCCCUCUCUUUCUCUCUCUCCCCUCUCGCUCUCACUCUCUUUCUCCCCUCUAUCACCCCCUCAGGCUGGAUGAUGGGUGAGAUGCUCCAUGAUGGAGAGAGGGGCUGGUUCCCCUGUCGGGUGGUAGAAGAGAUCCAAAACCAGGAAGUGCGGGCCCAGAACCUCAGGGAGUCAGAGGAUCCACCUGGCCCAGGGAGGGGGCGCUUCUUCAGGGGCCAGGCUGGGCUCCAGGGGGGGCAGACGCAACCCCAAAACACCCAAAGUCUCACAUUUCUUCAGUACCUGGACUGA
Messenger RNA from Coregonus sp. 'balchen', 8875 nucleotides. The record is from the annotation of a GenBank genome assembly. NCBI's taxonomy places the organism in Eukaryota, Metazoa, Chordata, Actinopteri, Salmoniformes, Salmonidae.